CAGAGUCAAGGAGCCCCUACACUCUUGCCAUCAGAUGGAGGGGAAUGGAAAAGAGUUGCUGCUCUGAGAGAUGAGCUGGAAAAUAUACAGCAAAAGAAAAUCUUUGAAGGGAAUAAGGAAGAAACACAACAGAGAGAAGAGCCAUGUGCUGCUCCUUCAGUAGACUUUCUAAUGGCGGAAAUGCCAUUUGUGGACACAGAUAUUGAAGAUGAAUGUGCUAUGUAUGCAACUUCUGAACUAAGUAUUAAGAAGAAAAGAAAGCGGACUACUGGAAGGGAAAUUGAAGAGGGCUCUGAGAGAAAGAAGAAAAAGAAUAAACAAUAUCAGCCAAAUUAUUUCAUUUCUCUUCCAAUUACUAAUCCAAAGAUUACUGGCAGUAUUCAGGCUGUCCAAGAUGCAAUAAUACAAAAGGAUCAAAGGCUUUCCAAAGCAAUGGUUCGCUCUGGCUCAUUGCAUGUCACCAUGUUAGUGAUGCAUUUAUCCAGUGAAGAAGAAAUUCGCAUAGCAGUUGGUGCUCUUUCAGACAGCAAGAUUUUUGUAGAUGAUCUCCUGAAAGGAAAAAGAGUGGAUUUGUCUUUUCAAGGAAUUGAUCACUUCAGAAAUCAAGUUGGAUUUGUGAAUUUGGCAGAAAAUGAUCAUACAACACUACUUAAGGAAAUAGCAGAGACUAUGAAAAAGAUAUUUCAAGAAAAGGGGAUCAUGACGGGAGAAGAAAGAGCUUUUAAACCACAUCUGACCUUCAUGAAGUUGUCAAAAUCAACAGAGCUACGUAAGCAGGUGAAAAAAAUUGACUCUAGUCUCUAUGAGGAUUUCAAAAACCAUUAUUUUGGAAAUGAGAUCUUGCACCGCUUUGAUCUUUGCGCCAUGUUGAAAAAAAAGCAACCAAAUGGUUACUACUACUGUGAGUCCUCUAUUGUUUUUGGUGAAAAACAAGCAGCAGAGCCAGACGAUGCAGAGCUGGUGAGCCUCAGCAAAAGGCUGGUGGAGAACGCAGUGCUGAAGGCCGUGCAGCAAUAUUUAGAAGAAACACAAAACAAAAGCAGGCAGACUGAUGGGAGCCCUGCAAAAACUGAGGAAGCAGCGAGCGGCAGCAAGAAUGAGAGCGACAAUGGUAACAGCAAGUGAGCACUGUGCACAAAGCCUGGGAGCAAAUAUCCCACCAAGAAUAACUACAAAACCAUGUUCCGCUCCCUGCUGAAGUUUGCAAAGUGGUGCUGGUGUCAGGCACUCUGCUUUGUGAGUCUCUUAUCAAAAGUUUGUUCUGAAUUGAAGGACACUGCCUACUGAUUUAGUUAGUGCGUGCACUGCUGAAAAUCUGUCGAAUGCUGGGAGGGAUGGACGGUGGAAAAAAGACAAGAGUGGUGAAGCAGGCGG
Molecule: messenger RNA, 1374 nt
Organism: Ficedula albicollis (Collared flycatcher)
Lineage: Eukaryota; Metazoa; Chordata; Aves; Passeriformes; Muscicapidae
Gene: AKAP7
Product: A-kinase anchoring protein 7
Exons: 8
Coding region: 172-1125 (317 amino acids)
Cellular component (GO): cytosol
Molecular function (GO): protein kinase A regulatory subunit binding
Source: RefSeq, a predicted model, not a curated record